AUGUCGAUGGACCUGGACACUCCGGUGUCCUUUGAACCGGUUUCAUUUCAGCCGCAACAGCAAACCGCAACGAUUCUUUGUUGCAACUGUGGUGCCCCUAUCGAUGGAACCACAGCAGCGGGUGCGCUUUGCGAGGAUUGUAUUAAACUGACCAUCGAUAUCUCCGAGGGGAUCCAGCGCGAAGCUACGUUACAUAUGUGCAAAGACUGUGAGAGAUGGCUACAACCUCCGAGUCAAUGGAUCAGCGCUUCGCUAGAGUCGAGAGAGCUCCUCGCGCUAUGUCUUCGAAAACUGAGGGGUUUGUCGAAAGUCCGGAUAAUCGACGCGAGCUUCUUGUGGACAGAACCGCACUCGAAACGGAUCAAAGUGAAGAUAACCAUUCAACAAGAGGCCCUCCAGGGUACAAUAUUGCAACAAACGUUUGAAGUGGAAUACGUCGUUGCAUCCCAGCAAUGCCCAGAAUGUGCAAAGUCGUAUACAGCCAAUACAUGGCGUGCUUCGGUGCAGGUUCGACAGAAAGUGCCUCACAAGAGAACCUUUCUCCACCUGGAACAGCUUAUACUAAAGCACGGCGCCCAUAAAGAUACGAUAAACAUCAAGGAGGUCAAGGACGGUCUAGACUUUUUCUUUUCCCAGCGAAACCAUGCAGAAAAAUUAGUCGACUUUUUGUCGUCAGUCGCUCCGGUCCGGGUGAAGAAAUCUCAGCAACUGAUUUCUAUGGAUAUCCACACUUCAACCAAGUCCUACAAAAUCUCAUUCUCUGUCGAAUUAAUACCCAUCUGCAAGGAUGACCUUGUUGCUCUGCCGAUAAAGCUGGCGAGGUCGUUAGGCAAUAUUUCGCCUCUCACUCUCUGCUACCGCGUUGGGACCUCUGUGAACCUUUUAGAUCCGAAUACGCUCCAAACAGCUGACGUUCCCGCUCCAAUCUACUGGAGAUCGCCAUUCAAAAAUAUUGCCGAUGUUCAGGAAUUGGUGGAAUUCAUCGUCAUGGAUAUCGAACCGAUUGGCCAGUCCAGCGGCCGUUUCUAUCUUGCGGAAGCUACAGUUGCAAGAGCUUCGGAUCUGGGUUCAAACGACACAACCUACUUCACCCGUACUCAUCUCGGGGGCGUACUGCAUCCGGGAGAUUCAGUCAUGGGAUACCACAUAACAGGUACCAAUUUCAAUGACGAAAACUACGAAGCUCUGGAACAAAACAGCACCUACAGCUCCAUGAUUCCCGACGUUGUACUCGUUAAGAAACAUUAUCCUAGGAAGAAGAAGAAUAAGGCCCGCAACUGGCGUUUGAAGCGCUUGGACCGUGAUGAAGAAGAACCGUCAUCGUCUUCUAACAGACAACAAAACCAAAAUAGGUUGGAAGAAGAUUUCGAAUUGUUCUUGCGUGAUAUUGAGGAGGAUACGGAGCUGAGGAGCACGUUGGCGUUGUACAAGGCGAAACAAACACGGAAACAGAACACUCAUCCUGAUCAAAUGGGUGAUGUGGAGAUGAACGUUGAUGAUGAAGACAACGAGGAUGAUGACGAUGAUGGUGUGCCAAAGAUCAAUAUGGAUGAGUUGCUCGACGAGUUUGAGGAACUCAACAUGGAGGAUAAUCAGCAAUAG
Uncinocarpus reesii 1704 is the source of this 1602-nucleotide messenger RNA. Its product is annotated as nonsense-mediated mRNA decay protein 3. Lineage: Eukaryota; Fungi; Ascomycota; Eurotiomycetes; Onygenales; Onygenaceae. The transcript is spliced from 2 exons. Gene Ontology annotation, cellular component: cytoplasm; nucleus. The coding region runs from base 1 to 1602 and encodes 533 amino acids. The record is from RefSeq and is a predicted model, not a curated record. Gene Ontology annotation, molecular function: ribosomal large subunit binding. Gene Ontology annotation, biological process: ribosomal large subunit export from nucleus.